Messenger RNA from Lecanosticta acicola, 2878 nucleotides. The record is from the annotation of a GenBank genome assembly. NCBI's taxonomy places the organism in Eukaryota, Fungi, Ascomycota, Dothideomycetes, Mycosphaerellales, Mycosphaerellaceae.
AUGCCGCGCUUCACCCUACCACCUUUCUUGCGCACCCUCUCCUCCAAGCACUCCACCACCGCCGACUCGCCCAACAACACCGACGACGCCGCCACCGACACCGACACCACCGCUGCCACCUCCGCCUCGCCCUCGCCCUCCCCUGACCUCCGCGCCACACAUCGCCAGCCCCGGAAGCAGUCCUCCCUCACCAAGCUGAGGGAUAAGCUCCUAUCUCACGACGCCAGCAUCUCCCUCCACCCCCGCAAGACCACUCUGCCCAGCCUGAGACUGCACCGACAAGAGAGGCCCAGGACAUCUGCUACCGCCACGCAACAAGACCAGCGUCGCAACGAAGAAGCUGGUAGAACAAGCCCACCUGCCACAUCUGCCCAUGCCGUUGCUGAGCUUAACUUGCCGCCGCCUGCAUCGGACGUAGCUCUGCCAGACUCUGAGAGCACUCCCAUUCUGGACGAGGCCUCGAGCCGCACGACACCGCCUGAGCCGUCGUUGCAUCUCGACAGCCCGCCUGCCAACCCACGCGUGGUGCUGCAAGAAGCCACUCCCGACGCUCUGGGCGGAUCGCCGUCGGGUCCUGAACAGUAAGUACACCACUGUGCAUAUGCUCUCUGAUCAUCUUUGCCCAGCUGCCAUCAAAUGUCUCACCCGCCCCUCCUCAUCCAACAUGUCUGCCCACAUACAUUCUUAGCUCCUCCUAGCUUGGUCUCGAGUCCACCCAUCGAUCCAUCCUGCUCCCUGUCCUGUAUACCUAUCACCGGCUAUACAUCGGCUAACGCUUGCUCGCUCUCGCAGCUCUCACAACCGCCCGGCAUCGGGAGAGCUCGCCCUCGUUGCUUCCAACGUGGACUUCAACACUAAUCGAAACACCGCCCAACCGGCACUCAUUCGCGCUGUCUCGCCUGCCAGCCUCUCGCGAGACCUCCAUCUCCCCGCCGACCUGCAUACCCAUCUCCGCCAGCAGACCCUCCUCGGCGACUCCAAUGCGAAGAUAGUAAAGACGCUCGUAGACGUGCCGGCCAAGGCUGAUCGUCCUCAUCUCCCGCCCACGACCGCCAGCGACAGUGCGCUGCCCACCGGUGCUCUGUACCAGCACUGCACCCCGAGCGUACCGAGCAUGUCCGCCAUGCUGCAUCGCAAGAUCUGGGUGAAGCGGCCGAGCGCGUCUGCGACCCUGGUCCAAAUUCGAGAGGAUGACUUGGUGGACGAUGUGAGGGAUAUGAUUCUCAAGAAGUACGCCAACUCACUCGGCAAGACCUUUGACGCUCCCGACAUGACACUACGUAUUGUUACACGAUCCGAUGGGACCGCUCCUCGAACCGAGAGAUUACUGGGGCCAGAAGAGGAGAUAUGUAGAACUAUCGAUACCUACUACCCUGGUGGGCAGACAGUGGAUGAAGCGCUGAUAAUCGACACUCCCCACAAGAGGACACCUCGUCCGUCGCCAAGAAACUACAACAGCUAUCAUGCUAUGGAGGAUCUAAGGCCGCAGGAGACGGGUACGGAUUACUUUCCGCUCAUGCCGCCGACCAUCAUCCAACCUGCCAUGCCUCACACUGGCGCACCAGGUCACCCUCAUCCACUAGCGGCUGACCACCCUCGCUCGAUAUCAGUACUGAAUACGGGACAAGUACCUCCUCUACCUUCUCCCGGUGGCCGGAGGCACCGGGCGGAACGGGAGCACCGCCCCAAAUAUGGACGACAGCAUACAUCAUCACCUACGAUACUGACGCACAACGGGGUGCCAAAUCCAGCUGCCGCUGCAGCGCCUCUAGCAGCAUCCGUCCACCUACCACAUCGAGUGUCGGGUCGUCCUCGCGUUGACUCGUCCGCCUCAGAAGCCCACCAUGCCAACGGUGUUCCUGCCUCAGCAGCGCAGGUCCCGACACCGCCUGCGCCGGAGGUUACGAACGGUGCCAGGACCAACUCAACACCUCCUACUCCAUCCAGUGCUGUGCCUGGGUCUGCUCACGGACAUCGUUCGACCCGGCCCCGUAAGACGAGAAAGUCGACCCCAGAGCAUGCGGGCAAGAAGCGCGGCGGUUCAACUCCGCAGGCUGAUCCCUACGGUACCAACCCAGCUCUCCCGAACGUCUCGAGCAUGCUGGAUGGUUCCGUCCCGCCCAUCAACGUACUCAUUGUAGAGGACAACAUCAUCAAUCUCCGCAUUCUGGAAGGGCUGAUGAAGAGGCUAAAAGUGAGAUGGCAGACUGCAAUGAACGGACAGAUCGCUGUGGAUAAGUGGAAGACAGGCGGAUACCAUCUCGUUCUAAUGGACAUUCAGAUGCCCAUCAUGAACGGACUGCAGGCGACCAAGGAGAUUCGCAGGCUGGAGAGGGUGAACGGUAUCGGCGUCUUCUCGUCGUCCAGUCCUGGGAGCCCCAACGACGCCACCAAUGGGGACCAGAAUAAGAAUCACAACCCUGGGGAUGACAAACUCGCCAAAGAAGAUGGGCUGUUCAAGUCGCCCGUUAUCAUCGUCGCCUUGACGGCUUCGUCGCUGCAAUCUGAUCGACACGAAGCUCUCGCUGCUGGGUGCAACGACUUUUUGACCAAGCCAGUCAGCUUUGUCUGGUUGGAAAGGAAGGUGAAGGAAUGGGGUUGCAUGCAGGCCCUCAUCGACUUUGACGGAUGGAGGAAAUGGAAGGACUAUGCUGCCAAGGAAGAAGAGGGCAAGUCGGAAGAGCAGAAGAAGAAGGAGAGGGAAACGGAAGAGAAGCAGAAGAUCAAGAUGGAGAAGAUGGCCAAGUUACAGGAAAAGCAGCGACUUCGCAAGGAGCAGGAACAAAGAGAAAAGGAGACCAAAGCGGCGAAGAGGGAGAGUCUGGAAGCACCCAAGGAAGCUGAAGAGGACAAGGAAAAGGCCACGAAUGGCGCGUGA